GAAAGUGGGGUCAAAUCAAAUGUGAAAAUGAUGGGCCCUAAAAACCAUGGCAUGGGGAAGAAGUGAUCACGAUAGUCCGCCGAAACACCACAACAACAACCCUUCUUCUUCUUCUUCUUCUUCUUAUUCUUGGACUCUGAACUUUUGAGUUUUUGCUUGUAGUUUCAGAGAGAGAGAGAGAGAGAGGGAAAAUUGGGUUAAUCAAAACUAGGCUAAGAAAUGGAGAGUAGCGAAGAAGACGAUGACUUCCCAUCAAUCGAAUCUGUCACUCCACAGUCUAAGAUCGACACCAUCUAUCAGUCCAAGACCGAAAAGGGAAUUAGAAUGCUCUGUUUUGAGCUUUUGGAUUUAAAGGAUGCAGUGGAGAACUUAUGUGGCAAUACACGCACAAAGUACUUGGCUUUCUUGAGGUUAUCUGAAGAAGUCGUGGAAGUGGAGCACGAGCUAAAUGAGCUCCGUAAGCAUAUUUCAGCUCAAGGGAUUCUAGUUCAGGAUUUGAUGAGUGGUGUAUGCCGUGAAUUGGAUGAGUUUAACGGGUCUAGCGGUGACAUACUGGAAGCUGAGCAAAAUCUUAAAAAUUGUGAACUCGAAGUUCCCUUGCUAAAUGAAGCAGGGGGUCACGAGAGGAUGUUUCUGGAGAAUGUUGAUGUUCUCUUGGCUGAGCAUAAAGUGGAAGAAGCACUGGAGGUAUUGGAUACUGAAGAGAGAAGCCAUCCUGAGCUGAAAGGCUCAGGAGAUGCUUCUUCUACUGAACCGUCCUCAUACAAGUCCGCUUUCUUGAAAAGGAAGGAAAUGCUUGAGGAUCAGGUAGUUGAGAUUACUGAACAACCCUUAGUUGGUAUUCUUGAACUGAAGAAGGCUUUAUCCGGAUUGCUAAAGCUGGGAAAAGGUCCUUUGGCACAUCAGCUACUGUUGAAAUCAUAUGGGUCCCACCUCCAGAAUAGCGUCAAGGCUUUUCUUCCAUUCUGCCAUACUUACCCAGAAACAUAUUCAGCCACGUUGUCUAACCUUGUAUUCUCUUCAAUCUCAUUGACAACAAAAGAAUCUGGUUUGAUAUUUGGUGACAAUCCUGCUUAUACCAACAGAGUCAUUCAAUGGGCAGAAUGUGAAAUUGAAUCUUUUGUACGGUUGGUUAAGGAGAAUGCACCUCCUUCUGACACAAUAUUUGCUUUACAUGCUGCUAGUAUUUGUGUUCAGGCUAGUCUUAGCCACUGUUCUGCAUUGGAAUCACAAGGUUUAAAACUCUCAAAAUUGCUUUUGGUACUUUUGCGGCCAUAUAUAGAAGAAGUCUUGGAGUUGAAUUUCAGGCGGGCUAGAAGAGUAGUCCUUGACAUUGCUGGAACUGAUGAGAGCUUGCAGUUGUCGCCUCGUUUUGCAUCGCCACUAUCUAUUUUUGCAACAUCAUGUGAUAGUUUGCUCAUUCAUAGUGGAAUGAGGUUCAUUUUCGUUGCCAAAGAUAUAGUGGAGCAGUUAACCCCCCUGGUUAUUUUGCACUUUGGAGGAAAUGUAUUGACUAGAAUUUCACAGCUUUUUGAUAAGUACGUGGAUGCUUUGAUUAGAGCGUUACCUGGCCCAUCUGAAGAUGACAAUCUUACAGAGUUGAAAGAAGCUGUAUCUUUUAGAGUCGAAACAGAUUCUGAACAGCUUGCUCUAUUGGGAACUGCAUUUACUGUUGCGGAUGAACUAUUGCCAAUGCUUGUGUCUAGAAUUUGGAGCGCAUUGAAUGAAAGCAAGGAAGCAGCGAACGGAGUUGUUGAAAACAUCCUGCCUAUGGCAAACAAUGCUAUAGAACUCAAGGAUUGGAGGCGCCAUCUUCAGCAUUCAUUGGACAAGCUCAGAGAUCACUUCUGUCGACAAUAUGUUUUAAAUUUUAUUUAUUCAAGAGAUGGAGAAGCACGUUUAGAUGCACAGAUUUAUUUACAUGGUAAAGGUGAUGAUCUGAUUUGGGAUUCUAACCUGCCUUCACUACCCUUCCAGGCAUUGUUUGGGAAGCUGCAACAGUUAGCAACUGUGGCUGGAGAUGUGUUACUUGGAAAAGAGAGAAUACAGAAAAUUUUGCUUGCCAGGCUAACAGAGACCGUGGUAAUGUGGCUGUCUGAUGAACAGGAGUUCUGGGGUGUGUUAGAGGAUGAUUCUGCUCAUCUUCAGCCAUUAGGGUUGCAGCAGUUAAUUCUAGAUAUGCACUUCACCGUUGAAAUUGCACGUUUUGCGGGUUACCCAUCCCGACACAUCCACCAGAUAGCAUCUUCCAUAAUAACCCGUGCAAUCAGGACCUUCUCUGCUAGGGGCAUAAACCCACAAAGUGCACUUCCCGCAGACGAAUGGUUUGCUGAAACUGCAAAAACGGCAAUACAAAAGCUUCUACAGGGAGCCUCUGGGUCAGAUACAUCAGAUAUUGAUGAAGACCACAUCGCAAUGGAUGAUGAACACAUCAUGAUGAAUGAUGAGCAAUUCUCAGACACCGAUGAGUCUCCUUCUUCACUCUCCACAGUCGAUUCAUUUGAGUCUUUUGCUUCUGCUCAGAUGGGUGAACUUGAAAGUCCCGUCUACUUGUCAGAUCCAGAAGACUGACAUGUCCAAUCGAAUUAGCUUGAUCAGACGGCGAUGAUAUUCGGGGAUUAAGAUGGCAUUGGAUGAAUUUAUGAGCUAUAUUCAAAGAUAUUGAGGCUAACAUGCUAGGCCAUUUAGAGUUAAGAGCUAGUUUGUUAAACUACUGUUGUUGUGGUUUAGAACUUAAAAGAUUUUGUAGCAAUUGACUCUGCUUUGCUCCUGAUUCUGGUACCUAUGUUCAAAGAAAGUGCAUUUAAGCAGUCAAUAUAAGUCCUAAGUUUUAAUUUAAGUAUUUAGAUGGCCUAAUCCUCAAUAAACUAUUUUAUUUUUUA
This is a messenger RNA of Camellia sinensis, 2882 nucleotides long. RefSeq names its product exocyst complex component EXO84C. Gene Ontology annotation, cellular component: exocyst. NCBI's taxonomy places the organism in Eukaryota, Viridiplantae, Streptophyta, Magnoliopsida, Ericales, Theaceae. Gene Ontology annotation, biological process: intracellular protein localization; exocytosis; Golgi to plasma membrane transport. The record is from RefSeq and is a predicted model, not a curated record.